UAGGAAUCGCUCGAGGCCGUGUGGACCCGCCUGGGUUGGAGGCCGGACCUCGAGUCCUGCCCUAGCCCAGACGAGGCUCGGUGGAGCUGGACCCGGAAAGGGUGGAGUCUCUGAGCUCAGACCCGGAAGCGACAGCGAGGCUUCCGACCCUAGACUAGGAAACCAGGGUCCUGGGAACCGAGGCCGGGUAGUCCGCAAAGUGCAUCUCAGCCUAGCGGAGAAGGCGGUGGUGGGGCGGGACUCGGAACCUAAUGUAGCAGGGGUGGGGUUCCACUGCGAUCGCCAGGCUAGCGGGAGGCGGAGCGGCGGGGAGCGCUGUGGCCCGGAUGUUCGGGCGCUGCGUUCCGACCGGCUGAUCCCCGGGCUUCUUUGGAGAACCUAGCGUGGCCAAUGGCUGUCGAUAUUCAACCAGCAUGCCUUGGACUGUAUUGUGGGAAGACCCUAUUAUUUAAAAACGGCUCAAAUGAAAUCUAUGGAGAAUGUGGGGUGUGCCCAAGAGGACAGAGAACAAAUGCACAGAAAUACUGUCAGCCUUGCACAGAGUCCCCUGAACUUUAUGACUGGCUCUAUCUUGGAUUUAUGGCGAUGCUUCCUCUUGUUCUACAUUGGUUCUUCAUUGAGUGGUACUCGGGGAAAAAGAGCUCCAGUGCUCUUUCCCAGCACGUCACUGCGCUGUUUGAGUGCGGUAUGGCAGCCAUCAUCACCUUGCUCGUGAGUGAGCCAGUGGGCGUCCUUUCCAUCCGUUCCUGCCGCGUGCUGAUGCUUUCUGAUUGGUACACGAUGCUUUACAACCCGAGUCCAGAUUAUGUUACCACUGUGCACUGCACUCAUGAAGCAGUCUACCCGCUAUACACCAUCGUGUUUGUUUAUUAUGCGUUCUGCCUGGUGUUGAUGAUGCUUCUCCGGCCUCUCCUGGUGAAGAAGAUUGCCUGCGGGCUGGGGAAGUCUGAGCGGUUCAAAAGCAUUUAUGCUGCACUUUACUUCUUCCCCAUCCUGACCGUGCUGCAGGCGGUUGGUGGAGGCCUCUUGUAUUAUGCCUUCCCCUACAUUAUAUUAGUGUUGUCUUUGGUUACUCUGGCUGUGUACAUGUCUGCUUCUGAAAUAGAGAACUGCUAUGAUCUCCUGGUCAGGAAGAAAAGACUCAUUGUGCUCUUCAGCCAUUGGCUACUACACGCCUAUGGGAUUGUCUCCAUCUCCAGGGCAGACAGGCUUGAACACGACCUGCCGCUUUUGGCCUUGGUACCUACACCAGCUCUGUUCUACUUGUUCACUGCAAAAUUUACUGAACCAUCACGGAUACUCUCAGAAGGGGCCAAUGGACACUGAAUAUAAAAUGUCAAAAAGAAAAAACAAAACAAAAAACCCUAAAAAGUAUUCUUAAUAAAAGAAGGUGAAGAAGAAAUUAGAGUGUAUUAAUAGCAUUCUGUCAUACGUGGGAACAAGAUGGUCUGGAUAACUUAAUGCUUGUUUUUUAUCUUUUGAUUUAAUGGACCUUAUGGUCAGACUUGGAAAUUGCACAGCAUCAUGGUACUGUGCUAUCUAUAUAUUAUCUGUCAUACUGGAAGCCCAAAAAGCCAUGUUUCCGUGCACCUGUGCUAUUGGGUAUUUCCUAGCCCUCUGUGAAUACCUUCUAUCAAGCAUAUUCGGAACUCCUUUGCUGUGAAUACCUUCUAUCAAGCAUAUUUGGAACUCCUUUGCUGUGGCUUGGUUACUCCUGCUUGUGAGCUGUGCAUUCGGCUUCCACUUAUGAGGAAUUACAAAGGCAAAUGUACUUGUGGGGUAUGAGGGCAACUACAGAGGCAAAGUUGUCUUUGUCAAUGUCUAUUUAUUUUCACCAAUACAGUGUUUUAGUAAUAUUAUAAAAAUAAAGCAUAACUUAUAUGAUGAGUUUUUUUGUUUAUAGACAAUUUCAUUGAAGACGUGUCCAGAUUACUGUUCCUGUAAAGAGGAAAACAAUAAAGAGUUUAACUGUAAAAUA
Molecule: messenger RNA, 1978 nt
Organism: Mesocricetus auratus (golden hamster)
Lineage: Eukaryota; Metazoa; Chordata; Mammalia; Rodentia; Cricetidae
Gene: Jkamp
Product: JNK1/MAPK8 associated membrane protein
Exons: 7
Coding region: 391-1326 (311 amino acids)
Biological process (GO): response to unfolded protein
Cellular component (GO): membrane
Molecular function (GO): ubiquitin protein ligase binding
Source: RefSeq, a predicted model, not a curated record